AUGGCGGCGAAUGGCCAUGCGCCUGGGAGUGCCGUCGUGGGCGUGACGAUAUCCUUCACCAUACUGGCCUUCAUCGCAACCUCACUCCGAUUCAUCACACGCUUCGGCAUCGUUCGCAAUGCUGGCCUCGACGACCUCGUCAUAUCGAUCGCGGUGGUGUUGUCAAUCGUCUUGACAAUGACCAUGUGCCUACAAGUGAAGUAUGGCAUGGGACGACACGCAGACAGCUUGACUGACCACGAGAAUGUGUGGUCCCUGAUCUGGUUCUGGACAUCCGUCUGGAUAUACUACCUGGCACUAUGCUUUGCCAAGCUGUCCAUCUUGCUGCAGUACCUGCGCAUCUUUCCGGAUCGAAACUUUCGCAAGGCAUGCUUCACAUUGAUGGUCGUCAUCGUAGGGUGGACCUUGUGGGCAUUCUUCAGCGCGCUCUUCGCAUGUUGGCCAAUACAAUCAUUCUGGCAUCAUGAGAUACCUGGCUUCUGCCUGAAUCGACUGGCAGUAUGGUUCUCAAACGCCGCAGUCAACAUCAUCACGGAUGUCUGCACAGCUCUAUUGCCUUUGCCAGUACUCAAGAGCUUGAAUCUGCCAACGAGACAGAAAUACAUACUCAUGGCAGUGUUCGGCCUUGGAGGUGUGACCUGUAUCUGCUCCAUCCUCCGCCUCUCCGGCUUAUAUGCCAUCUCGAGAUCGAGCGACGUCAGCUGGGACAAUCCUUUAGCAGCACUUUGGUCCUCCAUGGAAGUCAAUGUGGGCAUCCUAUGCAGUUGCCUUCCGACACUGAAGGGCUGCAUCUCCCGCUACUUCCCGACAUUAUUCAAGAACUCCAGCUAUGGCUCACGACACAUCACCCCGUUGGAACUAGGCAACCCCGGCAAAUCUCACGCGAGCUGCACAGCAGGCCACAGCCAGACCGACAACCACAUUAGAUCGGCGGGUCGGCUUUCCAAAUUCGGAGGUCGAUUCGGUGGCAUGAAAGCGAAAGAUCUGAAAGAGGUGGAAGAAGGCGGCAGUCAAAGUACACAAAGCGAAAGAGAUGGAGGAAGUCCAACAAGGGAGAUCACUGGUGGUUUUUGCGCGAACAUGACACAGGCUAUUCCGGGGAUACACGUCACGACCAUCGUGGAGCAGGAAGAGGAAAGGCAUGUUCCAGGUGAAGACAAUCUAGUGCACGAGAGUGAGUCUAUGAAGGGACUGAUGCCGGCGUACGCGUAA
This is a messenger RNA of Fulvia fulva, 1212 nucleotides long. Its product is annotated as Wortmanamides biosynthesis cluster protein C. The transcript is spliced from 4 exons. The coding region runs from base 1 to 1212 and encodes 403 amino acids. Lineage: Eukaryota; Fungi; Ascomycota; Dothideomycetes; Mycosphaerellales; Mycosphaerellaceae. The record is from RefSeq and is a predicted model, not a curated record.